This is a messenger RNA of Chroicocephalus ridibundus (black-headed gull), 8154 nucleotides long. It is a transcript of the gene JAKMIP3, whose product is annotated as Janus kinase and microtubule interacting protein 3. NCBI's taxonomy places the organism in Eukaryota, Metazoa, Chordata, Aves, Charadriiformes, Laridae. The transcript has 26 exons. The record is from RefSeq and is a predicted model, not a curated record. Bases 575 to 3361 code for a protein of 928 amino acids. Gene Ontology annotation, molecular function: microtubule binding; kinase binding.
UGCAGUGACACUGCAAUGGCUGAGGGGCGGCUGCUGUAUCUUCGCAAUGAGCUCAUUCUCCCCGGAGGGAGCAGGAUUUACAGUGCAUCACCCAGCAACUGCAGCCUUCUGGUGAAAUUCAUCUUUAGCUUCUCCUCAGUUAGGCUGGUCUGAUUCUUCACUUUGGGGGUGUGUACAUGGGACUAUCUCCCCAUCUGAGAUCAUGCCGGAGGGCUCGCACUUGAUUCCAUGAGAUUUUGGACCUCCAGCCCCCAUCAGGACUGCCCUCGUCGAGCAGAUGUUUGUGGGAGAGGAAUGGUGUUAAUCCCCAGUGCUGUCGCCUUCGCUGCCCUGUACCGUUAAGCCUCUUUACUCGUGCUUGGACCGGGAAUAGCGCUGCUCUGUUGUGGUUUUGACGAUGAGUCAGGAUGAAUAAACCGAUGCAUUGAAGGUCAUCGUGCAAAAAGAUUGUUAUCCACAUUAAUAAGGCAAGUAAGAAAAUGUAGUGGGACGGAGGCAAAGAGGAGAAGCCCCGAGCGAGCGCUGGGACGAGGGCCUCUGGGCAGGACUCCCCUCGCUGCCACGCAGCCUCACCAUGUCCAAGAAGGGCACCAGCAGCCGAGCUCGGGGGGAGAAGCCGGAUGCCUUGGCCGCCUUGCAGGCUGCCAAUGAAGAGCUCAGGGCCAAGCUCACCGACAUCCAGAUAGAGCUCCAGCAAGAAAAGAGUAAGGUCAGCAAGUUGGAAAGAGAGAAAAAUCAGGAAGUUAAGCAGAUCAAAGAGCACGAACAGCAUAAAAGUACAGUGGUGGUAACAGAGCUCAAAGUCAAACUUCAUGAAGAGAAAAUGAAGGAGCUGCAAGCUGUUCGAGAAGCGCUUUUGAGACAGCAUGAAGCUGAACUACUUAGAGUAAUAAAAAUUAAAGAUAAUGAAAUCCAGAGACUACAGACCCUUCUCAAUGCUGUACGCGAUGGGGCUCCUGACAAGGUGAAAACGGUGCUGCUCACAGAGGCGAAAGAGGAGGCCAAGAAAGGGUUUGAAGUUGAGAAAAUAAAAAUGCAGCAAGAAAUUUCAGAGCUGAAGGGGGCUAAGAAACAAGUGGAAGAAGCUUUAACUAUGGUCAUCCAAGCUGACAAAAUCAAAGCAGCCGAGAUAAGGAGCGUGUAUCACCUGCAUCAAGAGGAAAUCAACAGAAUUAAGAGGGAGUGUGAGAGAGAAAUUCGUAGACUGAUGGAGGAGAUUAAAUUUAAAGACAGAGCAGUCUACGUGCUGGAGAGAGAGUUAGGGGUUCAAGCCGGGCAUGCUCAGAGACUGCAGCUCCAAAAGGAGGCUUUAGAUGAACAACUUUCCCAGAUCAAAGAGGCCGAUCGGCAUCUGAGCAGCCCCAAGCGGGAACUUCCUUAUGCAAGUGGUGCAGGAGACGCUUCAGAUCAUUCGGGAAGCCCCGAACAGCAGUUGGAUGAAAAGGAUGCCCGGCGUUUCCAACUCAAAAUUGCUGAGCUGAGUGCCAUCAUCAGGAAGCUGGAGGACCGGAACGCGCUGCUGUCGGAGGAGAGGAACGAGCUGUUAAAGCGUCUUAGAGAAGCUGAAAGUCAGUAUAAGCCCAUUUUGGACAAAAAUAAACGCCUUAGUAGAAAGAAUGAAGAAUUGUCACAUGCCUUACGUCGAAUGGAAAAUAAAUUAAAAUUCGUAACUCAAGAAAAUAUAGCAAUGAGGCAAAGAGCUGGAACAAUAAGGAGACCGAGCUCUUUAAAUGACCUUGACCACAGCCAGGAAGAAAGAGAAGUUGAUUUCCUGAGACUACAAGUUAUUGAACAGCAAAAUAUCAUCGAUGAACUCUCCAAGACCCUGGAAACUGCUGGCUACGUGAAGAGUGUCAUGGAACGUGAUAAGCUGUUGAGGUAUAGGAAGCAAAGGAAAAAAAUGACAAGAAUUCCUAAGAAGCCGGUUGUGGAGACGUUUUUUGGCUACGAUGAAGAAGCUUCCUUGGAGUCUGACGGUUCCUCCAUCUCGUAUCAAACUGACCGGACAGAUCAAACCCCUUGCACUCCUGAAGAUGACUUGGAAGAGGGCAUGGCCAAGGAAGAGACAGAGCUGCGGUUUCGGCAGCUGACGAUGGAGUACCAGGCUCUGCAACGAGCGUACGCCCUAUUGCAAGAACAGGUCGGAGGAACAUUGGAUGCAGAACGAGAAGUUAAGACACGUGAGCAGCUCCAAGCGGAAAUCCACCGAUCCCAGGCGCAGAUAGAAGACCUGGAGAAGGCUCUUGCUGAGCAGGGGCAGGACAUGAAGUGGAUUGAGGAGAAACAAGCGUUGUACAGAAGAAAUCAAGAACUGGUAGAAAAGAUAAAACAAAUGGAAGCCGAGGAAGCUCGCUUGAAACAUGAUGUCCAGGACGUUAAGGAUCAAAAUGAGCUCCUGGAGUUCAGGAUCCUGGAGCUUGAAGAGAGAGAAAGACGAUCACCUGCCAUCAAUUUCCAUCACGGUCCUUUUACAGAGGGGAAAAGCCCUCUCCAGGUCUACUGCGAGGCAGAAGGUGUAACGGACAUAGUAGUAGCAGAGCUGAUGAAAAAAUUGGACAUUUUAGGGGAUAACGCCGUAAGUAAUCUGAGCAACGAAGAGCAAGUAGUUGUCAUACAAGCAAGGACAGUUCUCACGCUGGCUGAAAAGUGGCUACAGCAGAUAGAGGUGACGGAGUCUGCGCUGCAGCAGAAGAUGCUGGAUCUUGAGAAUGAAAAGGAGCUCUUCAGCAAGCAGAAGGGCUACCUGGAUGAUGAGCUCGACUUCAGGAAACAGUCCUUGGACCAAGCUCACAAGCAAAUUCUGGAAUUAGAAGCCAUGCUCUAUGAUGCCCUGCAGCAAGAAGCUGGAGCCAAAAUUUCCGAACUUCUUUCAGAAGAGGAGAAAGAGAAACUGAAGAGCGCCGUAGAGCAAUGGAAGCGGCAGGUGAUGAGUGAGCUCCGGGAGAGGGACGCCCAAAUCCUGCGAGAAAGGAUGGAGCUCAUCCAACACGCACAGCAGAGAAUUAAAGAGCUAGAAGAAAGAAUUGAAGGCCAAAAAAGACAAAUAAAAGAGUUAGAGGAAAAGCUUUCAUUCUUUGGUCAUAGUCCUUCAGGCCACACACAAAAGCCAACGGAGGGAGCUAGAAUUGCUUCUACUGUCACUGACAGGAAGACAGCACUGAUUACCGAGACACAAAAAGAGACAUUGCCAUUUCAAAAACUCCAAAUAUCUCUCACAUUUUGCUACCGGCGAUGGAAGGUGCAAUCUUUCUCCUCCUUUCAGACUGAAGCUGAACUAGGGGACGUGGAAGUCUCUGCACAGGUGGCGCCUGCACCACUGGCCCCUCUGACCGAGCAUUUUGAAAAGCUAGAACUAAGCUGACACAGAAGAAAGCCAAAAACCCCCUCCCUCCCCUCCAGCCACAGGCUCCUUCCCGGAGUCCUGGCUCUGCUGCUUGAACUAACUUUCAGUGGAAGUCCUGGCUCUGCUGCUUGAACUAGCUCUCAGCUUCACUGGCGGAGCAGUAUACUAAUUCAGAUAAACUGAAUAGAUUUUGGUUCCCUGCUAAGCAGGUAGUACAUUGCUUCUCUGUAGAAGUGCCCGUGUCCUGUUUUAUAUGUCACGCAUUUAUAUUUGUUAUGCAUAGUUAUUUAAAAAUCUGUCUUGGAAGAAGAUUUUAGGAAGAGUUCCAGAGGAGUAAGUCACAAAAAGAUAAACGUGAAUGAAAAUGAAGUGUUUUGUUCCAAGGUAUUUCUUCAUAGCACAGGGUAUGGCCAAUGGUUGGUUGAACGUCCCGCAAGCCCAGUUUUAGGGAAAAACCUGAAGGUUUUUUGAGGUAUGUUUGAAGCCUCCAGGAAAUCAAGUUUUAAUUUUGGGGGAAGUUUUCAGUAGACCGUGGCCCACAGCACGAUGAGAAAAAUGGCACAAUAAUUUAUAAUUUGCUGUCCCUAAAUGACGAGAAAAGACUUAACACUGUCCCAACAAAAAGAUCAACCCAAAAAAGAGUGAAUGGAAAACACGUCAUCCCUGAGCCGCACGCUCUGGGCUCGGGCAGGCAGCCAUAGGCAACAGAAGAUGUUACCUUGGGACAAGGGAGCACAAGGACCGCAGAGCCCGAGCCCUGGAGGUGGCGCAGGAGCCAGGAAGGAGAAAUGGAUCCUCCAGAAAGACAGGUGAAGGAGGGAAAAUCCGGAAGAAAUCCCACCAGUGUGAGUCACCAUAUGGGAGCUGCAGCCGAGCGCGAGAACCCGGGGCUGGCGAGAAGGGGCAAGAACACGCUGCCGUCCACAGCUUCCCAUGGCUGCGGUGUCACCAAGGUCCCCGAGGGCAGGACGCGGGUGGGAACUGCCCCUCCCUUGGCAGCACGGGGCAGGAAGCGAAACCAGAGCUGCGGACAGAGUAAGCGAACGGCAGCCCCCCAGGCAGUGCCCCAGACAGCACCGAGGUGAAUCUGAAGUGGCAGCGGAGGGGACCUGCCGUCAGCGCCCAGCGCCCCUGUUUGCCGCCACAGAAACUCCUUGUGGCCACCUUGCCCUGCCCCCGCGCUGCUGCCCGCCUGCUCUUCGCAGGGACACGCUGCCGCGUGCAACAGCGGCAUCUUCACAUUUCGAUGGUAUUUCCUCUUGAUUUCUCUAAGUUCCGUGUCUUUUUAGGAAUUGCUUAUUGAAAUUCUUGAGGUUUUAUUUUCCACGUGUGAGUGGUGGAGUCCCCGUCUCAAGGGCUCACUGCAGAGGGAGGGAAGAGCCCCCCAGCCUGCGGGAAGGGUUUAUUCAUCCCCCCGCACCGGGGAAGAGGGGGAUUCGAUGUACUGGUGAGCUCUGGGGGGGGAGAAGGGAUGGGGAUGGGGGUUCCUCGUCCCUUCUGGCCAUUGGCUGAACUAUUCUGCUCUCCAUGUGUUUGCCCUAGAAAUUCCCCUUCUGCCUGAGGUUGGUCUCUUGGCCAAGUGUAAAAUAGAAAAUGAUGAAGAACGGUCCAAGAAUGGAGCAGACGAAGGGAUGGCCCAGCUCGACGGCAGCCACCCUUUCCCCUAAGGGUGUCAUGUCCUUCCCUGCCAUCUCUCCUCACUUCAGGAGGUCGAAUUUGGCUCCGUGGGUCAUUAACUUGUCUUCUCCAUGGCCCAGCUCCUUUCUCUGUCCAUUAUACCGACAUUGAACUAUCGGUAGGGACCAGCUGUCUCUGAGGUAGCCAGUACUGCUGCGUGGUCUCGUUGAUGUCCCCGUGCCUGGCAGGAGAAUUCAGCAUCGUUGCCCCGGUGGCCAACGGGGCUGUAUAUCCAUGUGGGCUGGCCUGAACCCUGGCGUUGGAAACGGAGGGGGGGAUCAUUCCUGCUUGGAGGGCAUGUCCUGCCACCCAGUUAGACAGCCUUUACCCGCUCUCUGUCAGCUCAGAAAUUUAGCUAGAUCUGUCUUAGGCUUUUUUUCCGUCAGUUCCCGGUAGGAGGAUGAUCUGUACGCCUCCUUGGAAGUAACAAUUAUCAAACAAAUGGCCGGAUUGCUACUUAGUGACUGCAACGCAGAGUGGCAGUGUCUCCGUGUGCUGCACGUCACUGCUCAUGCACUCACCCUCUCUCGGGGUCCCCAUCCCCAGCACUGCCACGUCCCAGGAAUUCACCUGCAGCAGUGGGAUGCUCCGAAGGGGAGGGAUGUGGGCGCUGGGGGAGGCGGCGUUCAGGAACAGUGGCCUCGGAAGUUGCGUGAAAUUAGGGCAAAUUUUAAAUUCAUCAUUCAUCAUUAUCAUCAUGAUGUUCUGUGUUACCUGAAAACUAAUAGUAUUGCUUAAGAAAAAUGAAUAAUAUAAUGUAUGGUACAGCAUUUAGACAACAGUACAUUUAACAUUUAAUAAGUUAUCUUUUUUUUUUCAGAGAAAAACCAGCAAUUGGAUAAGUCUACUCCAACUGUAGACUUAUUUGAGAGCUACUUAAGGCAAUCUAGCAAACCCCAUGACGUGCAAAUGUUGUGGUGCUUGGGACUAAAAGCCACGUGUUGGAGAGAGAAUCCCGGCUGUAGUUAACCCUUAUAUCUGUUUUGUUCCGUAGGUACCUGCACCACUUCCAAACCUUGUGUCGCGUUUAGAAAGCUACAAACAAAAUCCCCUGAUACUGAAAGUCUAAAAACUCUCCAGAUAUUGUACAUCAAUCGACUGCUUUAAACCGGACGGUGUAAACAGCAAAGGGAGCUAAACUACAAUAAUGUAUGAAAAUGAGUUGUUAAGGAAAGUGUUGUAUUUGUACUGAAGAAAUGUGACGUUUUAAGUCAAAGGGUGUGGGUUUUGAUAUCAGCAUGUGAUUAUGUUAUAGAAGUAAUUUAACAAAGUCCAAUUCUACCAGAUACCAACAUCAGGAUUACAUUGAGGAGCUACAUUCUUACUUCUGCAUUUCAUGCUAAAAACAUUGUUAAAGCCUAAGUGUCCGUUUUCAGUUCUACUUAAAUACUUCAUGUCUUAAAAUACUUUAUUUCUCGGAGGAGCUGCAGACAGCCGUUGAGGUGCCCGCCUGCAGCGUGGGCUCCACUGGGCUCUGCGGGAAAAGCGCCCGAACCAAAGGAGCUGCCGGGGGCCGAACCCCAGGGCCUGCCGGGGGCUGGCAACGGUGGCCACAGGCGCGUUUGGCAGUGGCCUGGACCCGUUUCGUCGCUGUUCAGGCAGGCCGUGCUUCUGCACGUUGUGUGGAUGUGUCUGGAAUUUCAGUUACGUUUUCCCAUUAAUCACGUUUUUUUAAUUUAAAAGCCAACUGUACAGGACAGGUACAUGUGUAAAUAAGGGAUUAUGCUUAUGUAUAUGUUAAUAUUUAUAUGUAAAAAGGUAUGUACAUAGGAAAGAAAAAAAUGGCUCAAAGAAUGUUUUCGAAACUGUUUAUUUCUUACAAAUGCACAGACAGGAAAUUCACGUAAAUAUGCUCCUUAAUUUCAACAUAGGGGUUUUCGCUCAAUUUCCAGUCACUUUGUGUUUGAUCCCGCUGGGGUUUUGUACGAAGAGUUUGUGCUAUGAGUCCUUGAUGGUGGCAGGGAGCCAUUCUGGCGACGCUGCCACCCUUCACCCGUGAGAUGAGCUGGGAGAGAUCUCGGUUGCUGCCUGCUCACCUCUGGGUCUUGCGCUUCUGUUCCAAACCCGGUCUCAAAGCCAGAGGACCGCGGGGGGGAGCGUUACCCUCGUCUGGGGCUCUGUCAUAAGGCUUUCUCCCGCAGCCCAUCCGUCCCCCGCUGCAGGUGUACAUCAGCAGGGGAAGGUGGGGGUCACCGCCCGGGUGGCGAGCUGGCGAGCGCCCGCUCCUCAGGCAGGGGCUGCCGACCACUCCAGCUUCUCCCCUGUAAGCACUGCGUAGAAGUUCCCCAGCUGCCCUCCAAAUAACGACAAGAUGGGGCCCGAUGACCCGAGUGUCUCACUGGUGCGUUACCGAUACACCCCGGUGGCUACGUUUAGCCCCCAAGAGUCAGAGCAGCGGGUGCGUUGGGUCACGCACGCAGGGUCUCCAAAGGAGCACCGGAGCGGCUGGACCUCCCUGCCCAGGUCCCGUGGCCGCAGUGGCACCGGCCGGUGGCCACAUCCCCAGAGCAACACGUCUAAACUGAAAUCCGCUGGAACUGCAGCUGGUGCCACCCACCGCGCGUUGUGUCCGUCAGGCCCGGCCGCCCUGUUCAAGCUGUUGGAGGACUGUGGCUGUUAUUGACAGAAUUCUGCUCUAGUAAUACCUGUAGCCUUCAGUGCAUCCCCGAGUGCCUUACACAGCUUGCGGACAACACUCCUGACCGUGAGGAGAAAACGCACCCGAGCGUCCCUCGCGGGGAGCGACGCCACCUCCCUUUGCGUCCCGGCGGGCAGCGUGCGUCAGCACAGAACGGGAUUUAGUUUAGACUCAGGAAAUCGUAUUGUGAAUAUGUGUAUUAAACCCUGUACUUAUCUAUUGUACAUUUUAUAAAAAGGAACUAUUGUAAACUUAUGCAAAAUGUAAACCAGAAAAAAUUUUUCCUUUUUUUUCCCAAUGGCCGGUGUGCCGUGACUUGUGCUCUCUAAUAUAAUCCUAACAACCAUAUCCUAAAUACGUAAUGUUUGGUUCAGUGCUGAAGCAGUAAUUGACAGGCCUAAAAUAGGGCUGGAUCGAUCAAUUACAGAAUUUUACACAUAUUUUUGUAUUGUGAUUCAUAUGAUAUCUAUCAAGAGACUUUCUAUUCAUUUGUAAA